CUUAAACAAUCAGUUUUUCAUCUACUUUGGAAAAAUGAGGAUAGUUUAUGCUUUUGUCUUUACUUUUGUGGUCUUCCUUAAUUUUAUUGAACCAAGUUCGCAGUCCGACGCGAGAUCUGGUAAACAACGGACUGUUGAUCUUAAUAAAAUUUCUUAUGGUGUGUACGACCCAAGUUCUCCUCGAAUCCGGACAGUUAGUCUCAAUGAGAUUUCUCAUCCUGUGUCCGACUCAAGUUCUUCUAUAGAACGGACUCCUCGUCUCAAUGCGAUUUCUCAUCGUCUGCACGACCCAAGUUCAGGUCGAAAACGGACUGUUGAUCUUAAUCAUAUUUCUCAUCAUGGGCCCGGCCCAAGUUCUGCUAUAGAACAGACUACCAGUCUCAAGAGCAUUUCUCAUAAUGUGCCCGGCUCAAGUUCUGCUAGAAAACGGACUGUUAAUCUUAAUGCUAUUUCUCUACGUGAGCCCGACCCACGGACUGCUAGUCUCAAUGAGAUUUCUCAUCAUGCACCCCAGCCAAGUUCUACUAGAAAACGGACUAUUAAUCUUAAUGAUAAAUCUCAGCGUGAGCUCGGCUCAAGUUCUGCUAUAGAACGGACUACUAGUCUCAAUGAGAUUUCUCAUCGGGCGCCCGACUCGAAGUCUAAUAGACCACGGAUUGCUACUCUUCAGGAGAUUUAUCUCCGUGCUGGGCCCAGGUCCAGUUCCAAGCCUGCUCCUGGCAAUUCUUAUUCUGACAGUUCUUCAUCUGACGGAUCUCCUCGCAGCUCUCCUCCAGCCAGUCCUCCUCCUGGAAGGCUAAUUUUUGUUGAACUACUUGGAUAUCCACUAAACAGACUCGGAUAUGUCCGGCUUGUUCCUCGCACAAAUCCGGAACGGCGAUUCGAAUUCCGCAGGUACAUUUUUCCUCCCGAAAAAUCGAUUUUGAUGUGUUUAGGACGUCCGAGAAUCUAUACCCCCAUUCCUACCCGAGAAUUUAUUGUUUUAUCAACAUCCAAUGGUGAUAUUUUUGCAUUCAUGGAGUACAGUGGGAUUCUUCGGGGGUUGUAUAAGAGCAGUCAAUUAAAUCAGAGACUAAAAAUAAAUAUGAUAACCAAGAAAGUUUCCAAAAUGUCACAAAAGGAAAUUCAGGAAUGUCAAGUAGGCAGAUUUCAUCCAGUCUUCCCCAGAAAUUUUUCUGAAGAAGUUGGAGAUCACGAUUCACUGGCGAUUGAGUACCACUAA
Belonocnema kinseyi is the source of this 1222-nucleotide messenger RNA. RefSeq lists its product as uncharacterized. Bases 35 to 1222 code for a protein of 395 amino acids. Lineage: Eukaryota; Metazoa; Arthropoda; Insecta; Hymenoptera; Cynipidae. The transcript has 2 exons. The record is from RefSeq and is a predicted model, not a curated record.